Messenger RNA from Adineta ricciae, 303 nucleotides. NCBI's taxonomy places the organism in Eukaryota, Metazoa, Rotifera, Eurotatoria, Adinetida, Adinetidae. The record is from the annotation of a GenBank genome assembly.
AUGGAAGAAAACCAUUUAUUGUCAUUACGACCAUUAAUUGAAACGACUGAUGAUGAUUCUGAUUUAUCCAUCGAUUCAGACGACGAAAUUAUCGAUAAUGUUAUGGAUGUCACCAAUCUUACUGAAGAAUCACGAGACGAUGAAGAAGAAGAGGGUGUCGAACAACAACAAACACAAAUCAAUAGUUCACAAUCUUCCAUUUUUCUUACAACAGUGAUUGCAUCUCAAUCAAAAGAAUCUUCUAGUAAUAAUAAUAUCCCCUUUUCUGAAAGAAAGGGCUAUAGCCGCGUUAAAACUGUUUAA